Molecule: messenger RNA, 2280 nt
Organism: Cydia splendana
Lineage: Eukaryota; Metazoa; Arthropoda; Insecta; Lepidoptera; Tortricidae
Exons: 13
Coding region: 70-2280 (736 amino acids)
Biological process (GO): glycolytic process
Cellular component (GO): cytoplasm
Molecular function (GO): potassium ion binding; magnesium ion binding; pyruvate kinase activity
Source: RefSeq, a predicted model, not a curated record
GCUUUUUCAAUUAAUAAUUGAUUAGUUUUAAGCGAGUUAAACACCCCAUCCUCACUCAAGCAAGAAAAAAUGCACGACUUAAAAGCAUAUCAAAAACUCCACCAAAUGCCAAUCAGAGAUGUUAAGUUCGCGCUACAAGAAAUUCCAUUUAAAUGGAAAGAAUCUAACGCACGGAUUAUUGACAUAGGAUGUGGCGAUGGAAGUGUCACUGUGAACGUUUGGAAAGAGUAUAUACCGAAUAACUUCAUGAAUAUAGUUGGGAGUGACAAAAGUCAAUACUGUGUGGAUUUUGCGACAGAACAUUAUGAGAGUAAACGCGUUAAGUUCAUAAAACUUGACAUCGAGGAAAAGAUACCUGAAGAGCUAGUUGCAAGUUUCGAUCACGUGAUCUCGUCUUAUACAUUUCAUUGGGUGAAUAUGCAAGAGACUGCAUUUUCAAAUGUGUACGACCUUUUGGCGGUAGGCGGCAACUGUCUGUUAAUUUUCCUUGGAUAUUUCAAACCGUAUGAAAAUUACCGCAAACUUUCCCGCACACCAAAAUGGAGCGCGGAUCUUGAAAAUGUUGCUACUAAGUUUAUGUCGCCGUACCACGACUCACAGGAACCAGAACACGAAAUAAUUAGAAUGAUGCAACGUGUUGGUUUCCGAGACAUCGAUGUAACAUCGCACCACAAAACAUUUAAUUAUGUUCGUGGUGUGGAUGACUUUAAACCAAACAGCGUCGUCACUGCCGUUGACGUCCAAAAGCUGAUGGAGGCUGGCUUGAAUGUAGCUCGAUUCAGGAUGUCCCACCAGUCCACCAAGGAUAACAUCAAACUUCUAGGAAAAAUUAAAACCGCCACCGCCAACUGCUGUCAGAAAUACGGCGUGUCGAACUGGCCUCUUGCGACUUGUAUUGACCUGAAGAACCGAACUAUUAAGACAGGCAUUCUUGAACAGGACGUGCAAUACAUUAUACUACAAAAAGACAAGGAAGUGCAGCUCACUUGCGAUGCAUCAUACAUCCAGAAAUGUAACACAAGUAACAUUUUCGUUGAUAAUCCUAACCUUGCGAGUGAAGUGCAAGUUGGUAUGGAGAUAGCUAUAGACGGGGAUGAAAUCGGUCUUGUCUGUACUGAGAUUGUGAAUGCUAAGAGCAUUAAAGCAGUGGUUGUAAAAAGCGGCAAAUUGAGAGACAUAUGCGGUGUCAGUUUUCGAUGUUUGAAAACAACGAGACCUUUCCUUACGAAGAGAGACUCAGCUGUGAUCAAAUUUGUUGUGGAAAAUCAGGUGGACUCAAUAAUUGUUAACCACGUGGAGGACAAAGAGGGAAUCAAAUCGGUAAAGAAGUGUAUCAGCAAGAAGUUUCGGCGGCCCAUCAUUCUGUGCAGCAUUAGCACAGAAAAGGCUAUUGAUAACCUUGAUGAAAUAUUGAAAGAAUCUGACGGAAUCAUAUUUUUAAGAGAAUUCCUCCCGUACGAAAUAAGCACUGCAUAUAAAUAUAGAUUGAACAACAUACAGAAGUGGGUUACAGCAAAAUGUCAACAGGCAGGCAAGCCAAUAUAUCUUUCAGGAGGCGUACUGCAAACCGCCGUUCGCUACGGUGUGAUCGAAAGCAACGAGAUCGCUGACGUCACCAACGCCAUCCUGGACGGUGUGUCGGGGUUCUUCCUGAAGGACUGUGACAACAUUGACAACGCAAUAGAUGCGGUGAAGCUGCUUGACGAUAUUUGCCGCACUGUGGAACCGUAUACUUGUGCCAAAAAUAGCUUUUGGAGACUUACUAACCAGUACUUGAUGCCGGUGAACGCAGCAGAGGCGAGCGUGAUGUCAUGUGUAGCUUUAGCAAACCAGUCCAAUGCUCAGGUCAUCAUUCUACCGACGGUGACUGGGCGCACAGCCAAGGCUCUAUUUCAGAUAAGACCGUGUUGUCUGGUGCUGGCAGUGUGCACUAACGUGAGGGUCACCAGGAUGCUUCAGCUAUACAACAGCAUGGUGCCGCUGUUGUACUCGGGAGAACCUUCGAAGAGAUUCUACCUCACGCUAACAGCGCGUAUAAACUUCGCCGUGGAGCACGCAGUGAAGCUGGACUGGCUGCACUACGGGGACACGUACGCGGUCCUCAAGCGCUCCACCGAUGGCAGUUCGUACUGUGACAUGGUCAGCAUACUGACAGUGGGCAUUUCGAACAAACCCGUGGUUGAAUGCGAAGGCGAUAACGAUAUUGGAGAAGAUAAGGACGUCAGCGAUGAAAAGCUAAAUGAACAGACAGAUUCCAUUAAAACAGACAUAAACUUUUAA